Mesorhabditis belari is the source of this 3168-nucleotide messenger RNA. Lineage: Eukaryota; Metazoa; Nematoda; Chromadorea; Rhabditida; Rhabditidae. The record is from the annotation of a GenBank genome assembly.
AUGGAAAGGGCUCGAGUGCCCCCGGUACUCCUGCGAAUUCCGGGGCUUCCACCGAGGCCGGUAAAUGUGAAAAAGCUUCGUUUGUUGGCUCGUCUUUUCCCGUCGGAUGCGUCGAAUGGUGGGAUCUCGUAUAGUCUCGCAUCGAAUCAAAUCACGCUCGAGAAUGCGGCAAAAUCGCACUCGAAAAACGCCUAUGACACGAUUUUUGGGCCCGAAGUCAACCAGGACGAGCUCACCGCAUCGGUUUUACCCGAUCUUUUACAAUCGCUAUUUAACGGAACCGAUUGCUCAUUGCUCACUUUUGGAGGACAUUCAAAAGGUAAAGAGGGUUGUCUGUACGAGAGUGGUCCGCUCAAUCUCGGCCUCUACCAGAGCGCUCUUCAAUGGACAUUUCGACUCGUUGAAGAAUAUAAACAGACAAAACCCGAGUACCGUUUCUCUGUCCGAAUCUCAGCUCUCUAUUUCUCGCAACGGGACAAUGAGCUUAUCGAUUUGUUCAGUCAAUUCAAUAGCGAUCCUCGACGACAUGAAGUAAAAGUAGUUGACGAUCCAUCAACAGGGACUCGAGUGGAAUUUCAAAGUGAACUGCGCGUUGAAUCGGCUGAGCAAGCUUUGUUCUAUCUUUCAACAGCUAUCGAUCAUCGAUUGAUAGAAGACGAGGAUUCCCAUAGAGUACGGCAUCUUUUCUUCACCAUCGUUCUUUACGGAUUCCGAUCGGGUACUGGUGGGAUUGAAGCCGGCGGGAAAAGUCGAUUAGCAAUUGUCGAUUUGGGAAUCGGAGAGCGAAACUCGCAAAAAGGCGAGGUGACAAUGCCAGUGAUUGGGAAUAUGUUAUUAGCGCUUUAUCAAGGACAGAAAUACAUUCCAUCAAAAGAAAACAUUUUGUGUCGCUUGUUGAAGAUUGCAUUGGGACCAUCGAAAAACUCGACACUUUUGUGCACAUUCACCGAGCGAAAUGACGAAAACGAGAAUAUGCUACAGUUGGCGGCGAAAAUCGCACGUGCAAAAAAGAGCUCAAGACGGGUAAAGCCAAUGGGUGAUGGCACUUCUCUAUCGUCUGGUUCGUCGCGAAGAGGUCCUCGAUCAGAGAUCGAAUCAUCCAGUGAAGCUGAGACUGUGAUUUUCAUGGGACCGAUUGCGAAUGGUGGAUCUCCCUCUCGACUGCCUCCCAGGGCCCAAUCAUCGAGUUCAGCCCACUCAGUGGCCACUCUAACAGACAAAGAUCCACGAUCAACUGCUAUCAGUCCAUCUUCCAGUUCGAAUAGACCAUUGACUUCAAUUCCACCGCUGAUGAAGAAUCACACUCCAUUUUUCUCACCGAUCAGUCGUUUGUACGACGAUUUGUGCAGUCCAAGCACCUCCGAUGCGCCCACGCCUUUCUAUGCUGCCAACUUCGACGGUGAUGGUCUCGAGCCUUACGUUUCUCCGGAUCACUCGCCGAGGAGAUCGAAAUCAAGGCAAAGUAUCGACGAGGAAAAGAGAAAAGCGAUUUUGGAUUGGAUGGAUGGACAUGAAGCGGAAACGACUGAUACGGCGAUACAAUGUGGAGAGGGAACAGUGGGGUUAAUUGAUUGGACCGAAACGGAUAGGGAUUCGAAUGGAAGGGAACCCUGGCUACCGCAGAGGCCGCCGUUGGAAGAUAUCAUUGAAAUGGAUGAAGAAUCGAUGAAAAGUUCGAUUCGAUCAUUGAAGAGGUCACAAACAAAUGGCUAUAUCAGUCGAGGAGAGCGGGAUCGAGAGGCUUUAGCUCAACGAGAUCCCAUCGAUCAUCCAUUGUCGAUUCUGAGUCGAGACGGGCUGAAUAAGGUCUCGUCGACGAAUGACGAACCUUUCAAGCAGGAAGACGGAGAAGAUGAGGAUCUCGAGCGGAUGAUGGCUGCAUCGGUGAACUCAAUGAGAAGCCACGAGAUCUUGAGCAAAGUGGUGGCCGAGUUGCAACAACAGCGGGACUCUUGUCAAACGGGAUCAGCGACGGGGACUGCAAGUGAAAUGGACUUGUACCGACGGGCGAGUCAGCUGGAGGGCUAUGCUGCUGAGAGGAUAAAGCAACUCGACGACGAACGAAAGAAAAAGAAACAGAAAAUGUUGUUGAAUUGUUGCCAACAACAAUCGAUGACCUCAUCAAGCAGCACUGUCAAUAAUUGGGAACAAUUGGAGAAGAAACGGGAAAAGGAAGAGGAGAAACGACGAAAGGAAGAGUUGCGAAGGAAAAGGGAUCAGCUGAAAGCCGAAGAACAAGAGCUGCGUCGUCAACGGGAGGAAAUUACGCGAUGUCUUGACGAUCAUCCACCACUUAUCCCACCAAUCGCGCAAUCGAUUGCUCGACAAAUCACCCAACAACUGCAUCGGUUUAACAUUGGAACCAGUCCGCAUCGUGUCCCUCAUGCACUUCGUCCUUCCGAUUCACUUCCAUCCACUCCGUCGAUUUCUCACCGAAAAUUGCCCGCCUCGCACAUUCCAAGAGCACCCUCACUCAGCAAUAUUGACUCUAAGGAAUCGUCAAUCAGAGAGAACGGCCGGAUCACAUCGCAAAACGGGAAACCCCUGUGCUUUCAACCGUUGGCCCCAAAGACGACGAACACUCAAAUGCGGCAUCCAUCUUUCCGAAAGGACAGCAGAGAGUCGAGGAAAUCAAGCAGCAAGACGCGUUCAAGAGAAAGACGAGGAGGAAGCGAUUCUCAAAAGGAGGAGAUCAGUCUACGCUCGCCGUACGCAAAAGUCACUGAAGCCAAGAAGGAAUCGGGUUGUGGCUCGUCGGGGCGGGGAUCCGAUGAUAACGCGAGUGGAAUCGCAUCACAUCAACUCAAAAGAUCGACUAGUUAUAGGAAUCGAAAUCGAGACAGCUAUUCGGCUAGUUCGGGCUAUGAAAGUGCCGCCGACUAUCAUCGUUUCAAUGGGAUGGAUCGGUUGAGGAUGUUGCCAAAGAGAUCCACCUCAGCUGUGCGCGAAAUUGAACAACUCAAAGAGGUGCAACGGCGCUUGCGAAAAGAAUUGACAGCCGCGCACGAUCGUUUGGGGCAGCCAAGUAACGAUUUAUGGACGAGGGAUCACGAUUUGAGCCUAGCUUCACCCCAAACCAUCGUUGACACUUUGAAACAGGAAAAUCGAAUCCUCGAGAAGAGACUGCUCGCUUGUCAGAAUCAUUGUAUGCUGGUUACCGCAUUUGUG